Messenger RNA from Paramecium tetraurelia, 657 nucleotides. RefSeq lists its product as uncharacterized. The record is from RefSeq and is a predicted model, not a curated record. Lineage: Eukaryota; Ciliophora; Oligohymenophorea; Peniculida; Parameciidae. Gene Ontology annotation, cellular component: Golgi membrane. Gene Ontology annotation, biological process: protein secretion; vesicle-mediated transport. The transcript is spliced from 4 exons.
AUGGAAGACGACUUACAUUUUAAGAUUCAGAUGUAGGAGAUGCCAUCAGCUCCAUCCAAACCAUUAAUUUAAACAUCAACAGACGAGCCAACUAAACUGUCUGUAGCUUCAACUUCGGAAUCGAUUCCGCUUUAAACAUCAAACUAUGAUUUGAAUCAUGCAUCACAUCCGAAAGCCUGCAUUUUUACAUUUUUGUUCAAAGCACUUGCAUUAAUAUUUUAUCUCAUAUUUGGUGAUAGCAUUUGGUCAUUUAUAUUGGUGAUAGUCUUUUCAGCAUUUGAUUUUUGGACUGUCAAGAAUAUAACUGGAAGAUUGUUGGUUGGGUUAAAGUGGGAGAAUAUAAUUUUGGAAGAUGGAUCUUCAAAAUGGGAAUUCUACUCUAUGCCAAACAAAUAGGUGAAUGCAGUGGACAAAACCUUCUUUUGGACAGCCCAAUUAGGAUUUACUUUGGCUUGGGCAAUAUUUACAUUCUCAAACAUGAUCUCAUUUACGUUGAUGAAAUUUGUAAUAGACGUAAUCGGAUUGUCAUUAUGUUGGACAAAUUUGUUUGGUUACUAUAAAUGUAAUGGGGAUCAUAAAAAGAAAAUGAAAGAUUUGCAAGGUGACAUUACAAGCAAAGUAGUUACUUAAUUUGUAGGAUAAAUGAUGUCGAAAUGA